Liolophura sinensis is the source of this 1764-nucleotide messenger RNA. RefSeq lists its product as uncharacterized. The transcript is spliced from 5 exons. The record is from RefSeq and is a predicted model, not a curated record. Lineage: Eukaryota; Metazoa; Mollusca; Polyplacophora; Chitonida; Chitonidae. The coding region runs from base 85 to 1731 and encodes 548 amino acids.
GAUUUAUCACGAGACAGUGAUAAUGUAUUAACAGUAACACACACAAACAGUAUGUUACAAACAUAGGCCAAUGUCGAUAUAAGAAUGGUUUCGUUUUUCACCAGUUUUUCUGAAGCAUGCGUUCGUGCUUUCAUUUUGUUAAGCGCUGUGCGCGAGUUGCCAGCGCAAGGGAUUGUUGGAUGUCCAAUUUUCGGGUGUACGCCCAGCGGAUCGUUCGCAUUACAGUUGAGGCUACCGUCGUCACCAGUUCGAGUCAAAUGGAAAAGUAGUGUACUCUUGGAACCUCUUCAUAAUAGCUUAGGAUGUGUAGGAAACGACGCGGGCAUAGUUUGUCCGAUUCUGACCGGAAAAGCUGUAGGGUAUGGUGGCUUAAGCCAUGAGAAUGGUACUGUGGCAUGGGAAGAUGGCAUACUGCAUCACCCACCUUUGCCUCUGAUGGAUAUUUUUGGGGACAUCAUAGGAUCAGAUGGAGAGAAACUACUUCAAUACAGACCUGAUGGGACAGUGAUACAGCCUGUGAUAGCCCUCAUCCCCUCCAUGAUAGACAUCUUUAGUCUAAAUCUAGCUGACAAUGGCAUCUUGCUUCUGACAUCAUCAUUUGGUGUUCUGACAACGUAUUUUACUAAUGGAGUUCCUGGUGGGACUGUGACUAUGCGCUACAAAGUGAAUAAUGCCACUGGGACAUUCUACCCAAUAGCUACACCCGUAAUUCGUGGACACAGAUCCUACAUACUGGCUGUGUUCAGAGCAGAGAACACCUCCAGCAAGGAAAAUGGCCUUCUCCGUUUAUUUGGUAUUGACUUGAACGAUCAGUUUGUUGGUAAAAUCCAAGUGGUUUGGUUCACUGACCUUGGCCAUCUUACAGGCUGUGAUUCAGCAACACUGACAGACAACAGUCUCCAUCAUCAGCAAAUUCAGACAUUCCAAAACUCUGCUGCUUCCAAUGGCUCCUUACUUGUCCACGAUGAUAUGAUAUUUGUCACAUUGCCAGUGUCACAUAAUCGUGAUACAUUAUUAAAUAAAUCUGACUUCUGGGCUGUUAGAGACAGUGGAAAGCAGGGAUUUAUUAAGUACAGUGAUGCUUUAUCUAUUGAUGAUUUAUCUCUCUACAGUGUCAACCCAACUGACAGUUUAAAUUUCCAUACCAAAAACGAAGGUACUGGUUUACUUAGAAAAGGCGUAGACAAAAAUUUUGAUUUCUAUGAAGGAGAAAACAUUUCAAAUGAUUAUGAAGGUGAAGUUGGCCAUACCCUUUUGUGGGGCAGCCAUAAGAUACAGGGUAAAAUAACUGGGUUAGAUUGGGGUGGAGGAGAUGUUAAAAUCAUCAUAGAAAUAGACCUAUCAUUACUGCUGAGAACUUCUGCCAGAAUAACGUCAAAAAUUAUGACCGUUAGAAAUGAAACAGACAGUCCUGAUUCCAUAUUGUUUGGUGUUAGCGUAGUGAAUAAAACUGCAGCUUUCGUCAAUAUACUGAAAGAACACAACAUUUCGGAUAUCAAGAACGUUAACUAUGUUGUUUGUGUGACAACUAGUUUAGAGUCGCCUCCCCUUGUGACAUUACGUUGGAUACUGCCAGUGCCCGAAGAUGGCACUGUCCACGGUCAGCUGGUCGGCAUUCCUUCUGAUACUAAGCUCAAUAACAAGGCCAAAAAUAGGCCGAAGGACUCAGAAAAUAUCAUUGUCGCUUACGCUGUUGGUGAAAGUUCUACAAAUGUGUUUGCUAUUUAUUAAAGGAAAGAAAAAGUUUAAUAAAUUAUUUUUUUA